CCUUCCUCCUUAGAGGAGCCAAAGGCAUGGCCAGCAGCGAUCCAUAUCCUCCGCGUCGGCCAACCACUCGGAAAGCAAUUGUCUUCUCCCGCCUCAUGGCCUCUCCAUUCGUGAUCCCGGUGACUCCACACGUGAAAGCACCGCUCACCUUGACAUCCUCCUCCGUCCGGAGCCCGGAGCUAGCUUUAUAUACCGGCGCCUGAACACCCAGCAGCCUUGAUUAAUUCUUUGCUGUAAGUACGUACGUGCAAUGGCAGCCGAUCCUUCGUCGUCGACGACGACGACGGGCCAUGGGCUUCACGCCACGGAGGAGGCGAGGCAGGCGGCGAUGAGCGGGCCGAUCAGCGCCCGGAGGCCGCCGCCCCCGGCGUCGCAGAGGGCGUUCAGCCGGCAGGUCUCCCUCGGCAGCGGCGUGACGGUGCUGGGCAUGGACAGAGUAGGAGGAGGCGGCAGGAACGGCGGCAGACGCAGCGCGCUCCCACGCAGCGGCAAGAGUCUCGGCGUGCUCAAUAACAACAUCAACCACAGCGGCGCGCUCGGCGGGGGCGGUGGAGAGCGCAGGGGCGGCGGCGACUUCAGCAUGUUCCGGACCAAGUCGACGCUCAACAAGCAGAACUCCAUGCUGCCGUCCAGGAUCCGGGAGGAGCUCGACGACGUCGAUCUGGGGCGUGUCGAGGGAGGCGGCCAGUCCGCUGGGAGGCCCGACGAGGACCCUCUCAACAAGAGCGUCCCCGCCGGCCGCUACUUCGCCGCCCUCCGCGGCCCUGAGCUCGACGAAGUCCGCGACUACGAGGACAUCCUGUUGCCGAAGGACGAGGUGUGGCCGUUCCUGCUGCGGUUCCCGAUCGGGUGCUUCGGGGUCUGCCUGGGGCUGGGCAGCCAGGCGAUCCUGUGGGGCGCGCUGGCGGCGUCCCCGGCGAUGCGGUUCCUCCGGGUGACGCCCAUGAUCAACCUCGCCGUGUGGCUCCUGGCGGCCGCGGUGCUGGCGGCCACGUCCGUCACCUACGCGCUCAAGUGCGUCUUCUACUUCGAGGCGAUCCGGCGCGAGUUCUUCCACCCGGUCCGCGUCAACUUCUUCUUCACCCCGUCCAUCGCCGCCAUGUUCCUGGCCAUCGGCCUGCCCCGCGCCCUGGCGCCCGCGGACGGCCGGGCGAUGCACCCGGCCGUGUGGUGCGCGUCCGUGGCGCCGCUGUUCGCGCUGGAGCUCAAGAUAUACGGGCAGUGGCUGUCGGGGGGCAAGCGGAGGCUCUGCAAGGUGGCCAACCCGUCGUCCCACCUGUCGGUCGUGGGGAACUUCGUCGGGGCCAUCCUGGCGGCCAGGGUCGGCUGGGUGGAGGCCGGGAAGUUCCUGUGGGCCAUCGGCGUGGCCCACUACAUCGUCGUCUUCGUCACGCUCUACCAGCGGCUCCCCACCAACGAGGCGCUCCCCAUGGAGCUGCACCCGGUCUACUCCAUGUUCAUCGCCACGCCCUCCGCCGCCAGCCUCGCCUGGGCGGCCAUCUACGGCAGCUUCGACGCCGUCGCCCGCACCUUCUUCUUCAUGGCGCUCUUCCUGUACAUGUCCCUCGUCGUGCGCAUCAACUUCUUCCGCGGAUUCCGGUUCUCCAUAGCGUGGUGGUCGUACACGUUCCCCAUGACGACGGCGUCGCUCGCCACCGUCAAGUACGCCGAGGCCGUGCCGUGCUUCCUGAGCAGAGCGCUCGCGCUGAGCCUCUCGCUCAUGUCGACGACAAUGGUGUCGCUGCUGCUCGUGUCGACGCUCUUGCACGCCUUCGUCUGGCGCUCGCUGUUCCCCAACGACCUGGCCAUUGCCAUCACCAAGGACCGGCAGAACGGCGGGGCGAGGCCGCACGGGAAGGGGAGGAAGGCUGGCAAGAGGGUGUACGACAUCAAGCGGUGGGCGAAGCAGGCGCCGCUCUCGCUCGUGUCGUCCAUCACCAAGACCAAUUCGGCGGACAAGGAGGAAGAGGAGAAGACAGACUAGGAGUUUGAUUUAACAGCAUUGUACAGCCAGAGCCAGGGCUCCAUGGCUUCAUUUGUAUAAAUAAUUACGAUAUGCAUAGUUUGAUCGAUAUAGCAGAAAUGUAAUAUUAAUGGAUCACAAGAAAGCUGUACAUGCUUAUUCUCCU
Molecule: messenger RNA, 2129 nt
Organism: Brachypodium distachyon (stiff brome)
Lineage: Eukaryota; Viridiplantae; Streptophyta; Magnoliopsida; Poales; Poaceae
Product: guard cell S-type anion channel SLAC1
Exons: 3
Coding region: 251-1984 (577 amino acids)
Biological process (GO): transmembrane transport; stomatal closure; intracellular monoatomic ion homeostasis
Cellular component (GO): membrane
Molecular function (GO): voltage-gated monoatomic anion channel activity
Source: RefSeq, a predicted model, not a curated record